Rubroshorea leprosula is the source of this 1147-nucleotide messenger RNA. The record is from the annotation of a GenBank genome assembly. NCBI's taxonomy places the organism in Eukaryota, Viridiplantae, Streptophyta, Magnoliopsida, Malvales, Dipterocarpaceae.
UGUAUAAGAAAGACAUCGUCAACUUUAAAGAACCACUUUUUCUGUUAUUGCAACCUCACUUUCUUCUUCAUAGCUCUUGUUCUCCUCCCUCUUCACAUUUUAUCCCAAAUUAAGUUUCAUCCAUGGCAGGAGUCGUCGCUCAAAUCAACGGUAAACCCAUAUUGAUCCAUGCACUUUUCCGGUCAAAUCCUAGCCGUUCAUCAUCACCGUUGUCCUUGCCGCCGUUGUCUUGGAGAAAGGGGAAGGUCACCAUGUCAUGCAAGCGGUCUUAUUUAGCCUCCAUAAAUGAAGACGUUAAAGCCCACCUCAAGCAUGCCAUCCCGGUACGAGAACCACUCGCCGUUUACGAGCCCAUGCACUAUCUCACUUUUGCCGCUCCCUGGAACACGGCGCCAGCCUUAUGCGUGGCGGCGUGCGAGCUCGUCGGCGGCCACCGGAGCCUAGCUUUGCCAGCAGCAUCCGCGCUUCACCUCAUGUAUGCAGCCUCCUACACUCACGACAACCUUCCCCUACAAGAAAGCUGCAGGCCCAAGUCCACAAUCCACCACGAGUACGGCCCAAACAUAGAGCUGCUCACGGGAGAUAGUAUUCUGCCUUUUGGGCUAGAGGUGCUUGCCAAAUCGGAUGAUCCGGCCCAAAACAUAUCGGGCCGGAUUCUACGCGUGGUAGUUGAGAUCACACGCUCCGUUGGUUCACAAGGAAUGAUAUAUGGCCAAUAUCUUGAGAUAGAAUCCAUUCAAUCCAACGGCUGUGGUUCAUGCCACGUGGAAGAGAUCGAACGCGUGUGUGAGAAAUACGAGGGUUCUUUGUACGCGUGUGCUGCCACGUGCGGAGCAAUCAUGGGAGGAGGAAGUGAGGAGGAGAUAGAGAAGAUGAGAAGGUAUGGUUUAUAUGUAGGAAAAAUUCAAGGAAUGACAAAUAGAAUUAAAGGGAAUGAUAAAGAUUUGGUGAAAUUAGUGGAGGAGAUGAGAGGUUUGGCAAUCAAGGAAUUGGAAGGAUUUGAUGAAGCAAAGGUUGAGGCAUUUUCUAGUUUCCUAAGGUAAUUUUAUGUAAUUAUUUAUGUUUUAAAAUUUAAAUUAUAUCAUAUUAUAAAUUAUGAACUAUUAGAUGAGAAAAUCACUCUAAAUAUUAAAAAGUUCAUGUUAUU